This is a messenger RNA of Penicillium alfredii, 1266 nucleotides long. Its product is annotated as polyubiquitin-binding protein UFD1. Gene Ontology annotation, molecular function: polyubiquitin modification-dependent protein binding. The transcript is spliced from 2 exons. Bases 1 to 1266 code for a protein of 421 amino acids. Gene Ontology annotation, cellular component: VCP-NPL4-UFD1 AAA ATPase complex. NCBI's taxonomy places the organism in Eukaryota, Fungi, Ascomycota, Eurotiomycetes, Eurotiales, Aspergillaceae. The record is from RefSeq and is a predicted model, not a curated record.
AUGCACCAGUUUCGGCCCGAUUACUGGACUGAUGACCCCAUGGAGGGCGUCCUGGGCUCCGGCAUGCUGCGUCCCGGCGCCACAGCCCGCCGCUUCGAUGAAUACUAUCGCUGCUACCCGGUUGCCAUGCUGCCUGGUCCUGAAAGAGAGAAUGUCAACCAUGGCGGCAAGGUCAUCAUGCCGCCUAGUGCUUUGGAUAAGCUUACUCGACUCCACAUCACCUAUCCAAUGCUGUUCGAGCUGCACAAUGGCGCCAAAGAAAGAAUGACCCAUGCUGGUGUUUUGGAAUUCAUUGCGGAGGAGGGAAAAAUAUACCUGCCUUUCUGGGUGAGUACAGAGGAAGCUGUUGAUGACUUGGAUACUCGGCCUGUGCUAAUGCGUUUCAUUUUACAGCUCAUGCAAACACUUCUACUCGAACCUGGAGACCUUCUCCAAAUCAAAUCUACAGAUCUCCCACCCGGGCAAUUCAUCAAGCUCCAAGCUCAGUCGACAUCUUUCCUGGAUAUCAGCGACCCCAAAGCCGUGCUUGAAAAUGCCUUCCGGAACUUCUCGUGUCUUACCAAGGGCGAUGUCUUUACCUUUGCAUAUAAUGAUCAGGUCUAUGAAAUGGCGGUCCUGGAGACCAAGCCAGCUGGGUCUAAAAACGCGGUAUCCGUUCUCGAGACUGACCUGGAAGUCGAUUUUGCUCCUCCGGUGGGAUUUGAGGAGUCGCAACGGGCCAGUGGUACUAGCACCCCGGGCAGUGUGGUCGGUGGAAAGCUCCCGGCGGGCGGACUGUUGCAUCCUCAGGGCACUAUGGCCCAAUCCAUCAACUACGCCGCCAUUGCCCCCGAGGCAACCGAUGCCGCCGCCGGUGCCCGGGCCGUUUCCUCGAAUUUUCUGACAGGAGGACAGCGUCUUAACGCCAAGAAGGGCAGCAAAGCACCUACGCCAAAACCUACUACCCCAGCUCCCGGAGCUACAAAUCCCCAACAUCACCCACCACCCCGAACAACAAACGGCCCACAACCCCUCCGCCUCCAACCUAACCAACUCUUUUUCGGAUACGCCAUCAAGCCGCUCAAAAAGCGCGACGAGAACGGAAUGCUGGUCCCUGAAGAUCAGCCCAAGUUCCAAGGAGCGGGUCAGACGUUGCGGGGGAAGCGCAAGGACUUGGGCGAGUCGGCAACUCCCACCUCUGGCAGUGACGCCGAGAGCCACAAGGGCAAGGAGCGCGACCAAAAGUCGCAUGGAAGCGGUCGCACCUUGGGAGGCACUCGACGUUGA